Molecule: messenger RNA, 7647 nt
Organism: Closterium sp. Naga37s-1
Lineage: Eukaryota; Viridiplantae; Streptophyta; Zygnematophyceae; Desmidiales; Closteriaceae
Source: the annotation of a GenBank genome assembly
AUGCAGCUAGGAGGCCAUGCCCAUCCGCAUGCCCAUAUCCAUGCCUCAUGCCCAUCCGCAUGCCCAUAUCCAUGCCUCAUGCCCAUCCGCAUGUCCAUAUCCAUGCCUCAUGCCCAUCCGCAUGCCCAUAUCCAUGCCUCAUGCCCAUCCGCAUGCCCAUAUCCAUGCCUCAUGCCCAUCCGCAUGCCCAUAUCCAUGCCUCAUGCCCAUCCGCAUGCCCAUAUCCAUGCCUCAUGCCCAUCCGCAUGCCCAUAUCCAUGCCUCAUGCCCAUCCGCAUGCCCAUAUCCAUGCCUCAUGCCCAUCCGCAUGCCCAUAUCCAUGCCUCAUGCCCAUCCGCAUGCCCAUAUCCAUGCCUCAUGCCCAUCCGCAUGCCCAUAUCCAUGCCUCAUGCCCAUCCGCAUGCCCAUAUCCAUGCCUCAUGCCCAUCCGCAUGCCCAUAUCCAUGCCUCAUGCCCAUCCGCAUGCCCAUAUCCAUGCCUCAUGCCCAUCCGCAUGCCCAUAUCCAUGCCUCAUGCCCAUCCGCAUGCCCAUAUCCAUGCCUCAUGCCCAUCCGCAUGCCCAUAUCCAUGCCUCAUGCCUAUCCGCAUGCCCAUAUCCAUGCCUCAUGCCUAUCCGCAUGCCCAUAUCCAUGCCUCAUGCCUAUCCGCAUGCCCAUAUCCAUGCCUCAUGCCUAUCCGCAUGCCCAUAUCCAUGCCUCAUGCCUAUCCGCAUGCCCAUAUCCAUGCCUCAUGCCUAUCCGCAUGCCCAUAUCCAUGCCUCAUGCCUAUCCGCAUGCCCAUAUCCAUGCCUCAUGCCCAUCCGCAUGCCCAUAUCCAUGCCUCAUGCCCAUCCGCAUGCCCAUAUCCAUGCCUCAUGCCUAUCCGCAUGCCCAUAUCCAUGCCUCAUGCCUAUCCGCAUGCCCAUAUCCAUGCCUCAUGCCUAUCCGCAUGCCCAUAUCCAUGCCUCAUGCCCAUCCGCAUGCCCAUAUCCAUGCCUCAUGCCCAUCCGCAUGCCCAUAUCCAUGCCUCAUGCCCAUCCGCAUGCCCAUAUCCAUGCCUCAUGCCCAUCCGCAUGCCCAUAUCCAUGCCUCAUGCCCAUCCGCAUGCCCAUAUCCAUGCCUCAUGCCCAUCCGCAUGCCCAUAUCCAUGCCUCAUGCCCAUCCGCAUGCCCAUAUCCAUGCCUCAUGCCUAUCCGCAUGCCCAUAUCCAUGCCUCAUGCCCAUCCGCAUGCCCAUAUCCAUGCCUCAUGCCCAUCCGCAUGCCCAUAUCCAUGCCUCAUGCCCAUCCGCAUGCCCAUAUCCAUGCCUCAUGCCCAUCCGCAUGCCCAUAUCCAUGCCUCAUGCCCAUCCGCAUGCCCAUAUCCAUGCCUCAUGCCCAUCCGCAUGCCCAUAUCCAUGCCUCAUGCCCAUCCGCAUGCCCAUAUCCAUGCCUCAUGCCCAUCCGCAUGCCCAUAUCCAUGCCUCAUGCCCAUCCGCAUGCCCAUAUCCAUGCCUCAUGCCCAUCCGCAUGCCCAUAUCCAUGCCUCAUGCCUAUCCGCAUGCCCAUAUCCAUGCCUCAUGCCUAUCCGCAUGCCCAUAUCCAUGCCUCAUGCCUAUCCGCAUGCCCAUAUCCAUGCCUCAUGCCUAUCCGCAUGCCCAUAUCCAUGCCUCAUGCCUAUCCGCAUGCCCAUAUCCAUGCCUCAUGCCCAUCCGCAUGCCCAUAUCCAUGCCUCAUGCCUAUCCGCAUGCCCAUAUCCAUGCCUCAUGCCCAUCCGCAUGCCCAUAUCCAUGCCUCAUGCCCAUCCGCAUGCCCAUAUCCAUGCCUCAUGCCCAUCCGCAUGCCCAUAUCCAUGCCUCAUGCCCAUCCGCAUGCCCAUAUCCAUGCCUCAUGCCCAUCCGCAUGCCCAUAUCCAUGCCUCAUGCCCAUCCGCAUGCCCAUAUCCAUGCCUCAUGCCCAUCCGCAUGCCCAUAUCCAUGCCUCAUGCCCAUCCGCAUGCCCAUAUCCAUGCCUCAUGCCCAUCCGCAUGCCCAUAUCCAUGCCUCAUGCCUAUCCGCAUGCCCAUAUCCAUGCCUCAUGCCUAUCCGCAUGCCCAUAUCCAUGCCUCAUGCCUAUCCGCAUGCCCAUAUCCAUGCCUCAUGCCUAUCCGCAUGCCCAUAUCCAUGCCUCAUGCCCAUCCGCAUGCCCAUAUCCAUGCCUCAUGCCCAUCCGCAUGCCCAUAUCCAUGCCUCAUGCCCAUCCGCAUGCCCAUAUCCAUGCCUCAUGCCCAUCCGCAUGCCCAUAUCCAUGCCUCAUGCCCAUCCGCAUGCCCAUAUCCAUGCCUCAUGCCCAUCCGCAUGCCCAUAUCCAUGCCUCAUGCCCAUCCGCAUGCCCAUAUCCAUGCCUCAUGCCUAUCCGCAUGCCCAUAUCCAUGCCUCAUGCCCAUCCGCAUGCCCAUAUCCAUGCCUCAUGCCCAUCCGCAUGCCCAUAUCCAUGCCUCAUGCCCAUCCGCAUGCCCAUAUCCAUGCCUCAUGCCCAUCCGCAUGCCCAUAUCCAUGCCUCAUGCCCAUCCGCAUGCCCAUAUCCAUGCCUCAUGCCCAUCCGCAUGCCCAUAUCCAUGCCUCAUGCCCAUCCGCAUGCCCAUAUCCAUGCCUCAUGCCCAUCCGCAUGCCCAUAUCCAUGCCUCAUGCCCAUCCGCAUGCCCAUAUCCAUGCCUCAUGCCCAUCCGCAUGCCCAUAUCCAUGCCUCAUGCCCAUCCGCAUGCCCAUAUCCAUGCCUCAUGCCCAUCCGCAUGCCCAUAUCCAUGCCUCAUGCCCAUCCGCAUGCCCAUAUCCAUGCCUCAUGCCCAUCCGCAUGCCCAUAUCCAUGCCUCAUGCCCAUCCGCAUGCCCAUAUCCAUGCCUCAUGCCCAUCCGCAUGCCCAUAUCCAUGCCUCAUGCCCAUCCGCAUGCCCAUAUCCAUGCCUCAUGCCCAUCCGCAUGCCCAUAUCCAUGCCUCAUGCCCAUCCGCAUGCCCAUAUCCAUGCCUCAUGCCCAUCCGCAUGCCCAUAUCCAUGCCUCAUGCCCAUCCGCAUGCCCAUAUCCAUGCCUCAUGCCCAUCCGCAUGCCCAUAUCCAUGCCUCAUGCCCAUCCGCAUGCCCAUAUCCAUGCCUCAUGCCCAUCCGCAUGCCCAUAUCCAUGCCUCAUGCCCAUCCGCAUGCCCAUAUCCAUGCCUCAUGCCCAUCCGCAUGCCCAUAUCCAUGCCUCAUGCCCAUCCGCAUGCCCAUAUCCAUGCCUCAUGCCCAUCCGCAUGCCCAUAUCCAUGCCUCAUGCCCAUCCGCAUGCCCAUAUCCAUGCCUCAUGCCCAUCCGCAUGCCCAUAUCCAUGCCUCAUGCCCAUCCGCAUGCCCAUAUCCAUGCCUCAUGCCCAUCCGCAUGCCCAUAUCCAUGCCUCAUGCCCAUCCGCAUGCCCAUAUCCAUGCCUCAUGCCCAUCCGCAUGCCCAUAUCCAUGCCUCAUGCCCAUCCGCAUGCCCAUAUCCAUGCCUCAUGCCCAUCCGCAUGCCCAUAUCCAUGCCUCAUGCCCAUCCGCAUGCCCAUAUCCAUGCCUCAUGCCCAUCCGCAUGCCCAUAUCCAUGCCUCAUGCCCAUCCGCAUGCCCAUAUCCAUGCCUCAUGCCCAUCCGCAUGCCCAUAUCCAUGCCUCAUGCCCAUCCGCAUGCCCAUAUCCAUGCCUCAUGCCCAUCCGCAUGCCCAUAUCCAUGCCUCAUGCCCAUCCGCAUGCCCAUAUCCAUGCCUCAUGCCCAUCCGCAUGCCCAUAUCCAUGCCUCAUGCCCAUCCGCAUGCCCAUAUCCAUGCCUCAUGCCCAUCCGCAUGCCCAUAUCCAUGCCUCAUGCCCAUCCGCAUGCCCAUAUCCAUGCCUCAUGCCCAUCCGCAUGCCCAUAUCCAUGCCUCAUGCCCAUCCGCAUGCCCAUAUCCAUGCCUCAUGCCCAUCCGCAUGCCCAUAUCCAUGCCUCAUGCCCAUCCGCAUGCCCAUAUCCAUGCCUCAUGCCCAUCCGCAUGCCCAUAUCCAUGCCUCAUGCCCAUCCGCAUGCCCAUAUCCAUGCCUCAUGCCCAUCCGCAUGCCCAUAUCCAUGCCUCAUGCCCAUCCGCAUGCCCAUAUCCAUGCCUCAUGCCCAUCCGCAUGCCCAUAUCCAUGCCUCAUGCCCAUCCGCAUGCCCAUAUCCAUGCCUCAUGCCCAUCCGCAUGCCCAUAUCCAUGCCUCAUGCCCAUCCGCAUGCCCAUAUCCAUGCCUCAUGCCCAUCCGCAUGCCCAUAUCCAUGCCUCAUGCCCAUCCGCAUGCCCAUAUCCAUGCCUCAUGCCCAUCCGCAUGCCCAUAUCCAUGCCUCAUGCCCAUCCGCAUGCCCAUAUCCAUGCCUCAUGCCCAUCCGCAUGCCCAUAUCCAUGCCUCAUGCCCAUCCGCAUGCCCAUAUCCAUGCCUCAUGCCCAUCCGCAUGCCCAUAUCCAUGCCUCAUGCCCAUCCGCAUGCCCAUAUCCAUGCCUCAUGCCCAUCCGCAUGCCCAUAUCCAUGCCUCAUGCCCAUCCGCAUGCCCAUAUCCAUGCCUCAUGCCCAUCCGCAUGCCCAUAUCCAUGCCUCAUGCCCAUCCGCAUGCCCAUAUCCAUGCCUCAUGCCCAUCCGCAUGCCCAUAUCCAUGCCUCAUGCCCAUCCGCAUGCCCAUAUCCAUGCCUCAUGCCCAUCCGCAUGCCCAUAUCCAUGCCUCAUGCCCAUCCGCAUGCCCAUAUCCAUGCCUCAUGCCCAUCCGCAUGCCCAUAUCCAUGCCUCAUGCCCAUCCGCAUGCCCAUAUCCAUGCCUCAUGCCCAUCCGCAUGCCCAUAUCCAUGCCUCAUGCCCAUCCGCAUGCCCAUAUCCAUGCCUCAUGCCCAUCCGCAUGCCCAUAUCCAUGCCUCAUGCCCAUCCGCAUGCCCAUAUCCAUGCCUCAUGCCCAUCCGCAUGCCCAUAUCCAUGCCUCAUGCCCAUCCGCAUGCCCAUAUCCAUGCCUCAUGCCCAUCCGCAUGCCCAUAUCCAUGCCUCAUGCCCAUCCGCAUGCCCAUAUCCAUGCCUCAUGCCCAUCCGCAUGCCCAUAUCCAUGCCUCAUGCCCAUCCGCAUGCCCAUAUCCAUGCCUCAUGCCCAUCCGCAUGCCCAUAUCCAUGCCUCAUGCCCAUCCGCAUGCCCAUAUCCAUGCCUCAUGCCCAUCCGCAUGCCCAUAUCCAUGCCUCAUGCCCAUCCGCAUGCCCAUAUCCAUGCCUCAUGCCCAUCCGCAUGCCCAUAUCCAUGCCUCAUGCCCAUCCGCAUGCCCAUAUCCAUGCCUCAUGCCCAUCCGCAUGCCCAUAUCCAUGCCUCAUGCCCAUCCGCAUGCCCAUAUCCAUGCCUCAUGCCCAUCCGCAUGCCCAUAUCCAUGCCUCAUGCCCAUCCGCAUGCCCAUAUCCAUGCCUCAUGCCCAUCCGCAUGCCCAUAUCCAUGCCUCAUGCCCAUCCGCAUGCCCAUAUCCAUGCCUCAUGCCCAUCCGCAUGCCCAUAUCCAUGCCUCAUGCCCAUCCGCAUGCCCAUAUCCAUGCCUCAUGCCCAUCCGCAUGCCCAUAUCCAUGCCUCAUGCCCAUCCGCAUGCCCAUAUCCAUGCCUCAUGCCCAUCCGCAUGCCCAUAUCCAUGCCUCAUGCCCAUCCGCAUGCCCAUAUCCAUGCCUCAUGCCCAUCCGCAUGCCCAUAUCCAUGCCUCAUGCCCAUCCGCAUGCCCAUAUCCAUGCCUCAUGCCCAUCCGCAUGCCCAUAUCCAUGCCUCAUGCCCAUCCGCAUGCCCAUAUCCAUGCCUCAUGCCCAUCCGCAUGCCCAUAUCCAUGCCUCAUGCCCAUCCGCAUGCCCAUAUCCAUGCCUCAUGCCCAUCCGCAUGCCCAUAUCCAUGCCUCAUGCCCAUCCGCAUGCCCAUAUCCAUGCCUCAUGCCCAUCCGCAUGCCCAUAUCCAUGCCUCAUGCCCAUCCGCAUGCCCAUAUCCAUGCCUCAUGCCCAUCCGCAUGCCCAUAUCCAUGCCUCAUGCCCAUCCGCAUGCCCAUAUCCAUGCCUCAUGCCCAUCCGCAUGCCCAUAUCCAUGCCUCAUGCCCAUCCGCAUGCCCAUAUCCAUGCCUCAUGCCCAUCCGCAUGCCCAUAUCCAUGCCUCAUGCCCAUCCGCAUGCCCAUAUCCAUGCCUCAUGCCCAUCCGCAUGCCCAUAUCCAUGCCUCAUGCCCAUCCGCAUGCCCAUAUCCAUGCCUCAUGCCCAUCCGCAUGCCCAUAUCCAUGCCUCAUGCCCAUCCGCAUGCCCAUAUCCAUGCCUCAUGCCCAUCCGCAUGCCCAUAUCCAUGCCUCAUGCCCAUCCGCAUGCCCAUAUCCAUGCCUCAUGCCCAUCCGCAUGCCCAUAUCCAUGCCUCAUGCCCAUCCGCAUGCCCAUAUCCAUGCCUCAUGCCCAUCCGCAUGCCCAUAUCCAUGCCUCAUGCCCAUCCGCAUGCCCAUAUCCAUGCCUCAUGCCCAUCCGCAUGCCCAUAUCCAUGCCUCAUGCCCAUCCGCAUGCCCAUAUCCAUGCCUCAUGCCCAUCCGCAUGCCCAUAUCCAUGCCUCAUGCCCAUCCGCAUGCCCAUAUCCAUGCCUCAUGCCCAUCCGCAUGCCCAUAUCCAUGCCUCAUGCCCAUCCGCAUGCCCAUAUCCAUGCCUCAUGCCCAUCCGCAUGCCCAUAUCCAUGCCUCAUGCCCAUCCGCAUGCCCAUAUCCAUGCCUCAUGCCCAUCCGCAUGCCCAUAUCCAUGCCUCAUGCCCAUCCGCAUGCCCAUAUCCAUGCCUCAUGCCCAUCCGCAUGCCCAUAUCCAUGCCUCAUGCCCAUCCGCAUGCCCAUAUCCAUGCCUCAUGCCCAUCCGCAUGCCCAUAUCCAUGCCUCAUGCCCAUCCGCAUGCCCAUAUCCAUGCCUCAUGCCCAUCCGCAUGCCCAUAUCCAUGCCUCAUGCCCAUCCGCAUGCCCAUAUCCAUGCCUCAUGCCCAUCCGCAUGCCCAUAUCCAUGCCUCAUGCCCAUCCGCAUGCCCAUAUCCAUGCCUCAUGCCCAUCCGCAUGCCCAUAUCCAUGCCUCAUGCCCAUCCGCAUGCCCAUAUCCAUGCCUCAUGCCCAUCCGCAUGCCCAUAUCCAUGCCUCAUGCCCAUCCGCAUGCCCAUAUCCAUGCCUCAUGCCCAUCCGCAUGCCCAUAUCCAUGCCUCAUGCCCAUCCGCAUGCCCAUAUCCAUGCCCAUGGGCUCGUCCAGCCAUUCGUAUGUGAGGAAGCGGAUGGAGGGGUCCAGGGGAGGCUGGGGGUACGUGACUGGGGGUGGGGGGGAUGGCGGAGGAGGGGGUGGAGGAGGGGGGGAAGGUGGAGGGGGAGAUGGAGAAAGGGGAAAUGGAGGUGGGGGGGAUGGAGGUGGGGGGGAUGGGGGAGAAGGAGGUAAGGGGGGGGAAGGGGAGAAUGGGGGGUGUGGUGGUGAUGGCGGGGGUGGUGGUUUUGGGGGAGGUGGUGAUGGUGGUGAUGGUGGUGGUGGUGACGGUGGUGGUGGUUUUGGUGGUGGUGGUCUAGGUGGUGGUGGUGCUGGCGGUGGUGGUGGUGACGGUGGUAACGUUGCUGCAGCAGCAGCGGCGGCAGCAUUAGAAGCAGCAACAGCCGUCUGUGCAAGGGUGGUGGCGUGGGAGCGGGCAGCCUGGCGAAUGCGGGCGUGCAGGGCGGAGUAG